AACCGCUCAUACAUUUGGGAAAGCUGCGUUGUCUACACACUCAAAACCAGUAUGAGAAUCCAAGACACUUGCACUGAUGGGACAACAAUCAGCAAAAACAAAGCAUUUAACGAGUGGUUAUUAAAAAUGGGCAAUGGCACACUACCCGCCCAGAACAGACAAGACGAAAAUGACCCAACAUGGAUAGAGAUACCUGAAAAACACUGUGUGAUGCUAAAAACAGAUCACACCUCAGACAUAAUCAGCCACACGUACCCAGACUUCAGGCUGAAGUGGAAUACAGAAUCCUACCUAAAAGAAAGAGCAAUCUUGACCCCGUUAAAUGACACUGCAGAGGAACUCAACCACCAAAUAUUCAAACAAGUACCUGGAGAAGAAAAGUCAUACAAGAGCUGCGAUGAGAUUUGCAAGGCAUCCCAGGAUACAAACGAUGUGGAAAUAGGCUACCCAACCGAAUUUCUCAACACACUAACAUUCCCUGGAAUGCCCCCUCACGUACUAACUCUCAAGGAAGGCAUACCUGUGUUAAUGCUUCGCAACAUCAACCCCGGCCUUGGACUGUGCAAUGGGACGAGAUUGCUGCAUCAAGAGUUACCCAACCCGAAGGACUUCACUUUAUGAUAAAAGAAAAAGACCCCCUAUACACACACCACACUCGCAAUAUAGUUUACAAGGAGGUCUUCAACAAUAUUACCCAGGAAAAAGACAAUACAAGUCCAA
Molecule: messenger RNA, 720 nt
Organism: Cuscuta campestris
Lineage: Eukaryota; Viridiplantae; Streptophyta; Magnoliopsida; Solanales; Convolvulaceae
Source: the annotation of a GenBank genome assembly